CCCCCUGCUACUUCAGUUUCUUUUUUACUACAACACAUGUUCUCACACGUAUUUACAGUCUCUCUCUCUCUCUCUCUCUCUUGCUUUGUAUUUUGACUUUUCUCGGUGUCUCUCCUUCUGUUCUCUUCAGUUUCCUCUUUCUUUAACCUUUCUUCCGUUUCUAGACAGAGAAAGCAAAUACCCCAUUGAGUUUUAGGAAAGAAAGAAAAGAAUAUUAUUAAAAAUGAAAGAAGGGAAAGCUUUUUUGAAGUCUAAGAUGAAAUGGGUCGGUUUGGUUGGUUUAGUUUUGUCAGUUUUUUCACUCUUUGUGCACUUCUUGCUAGCCAGAUUCACUGAAGACGGCUUCUCCGAGUACCAGUCUUCCAUAACCAUCUUCUCCUGGAGACCUGUUUUUGAAGCUACAGACCUCUCGAGAACGAGCCCAUUGUAUAGAAGACUAUGGGGUCCUGUUGGGCAAUUGGAAUCUUUGCAACCACAUGCUAAUACUAAAGGAUACUACGCAGAUCCUGGAGCUCAGUCAAGUGGGUACAUUUUUGUCAGAAUACAAGGUGGUUUCCAUGAGAUUAGGAGCUCGAUAUGUGAUGUGGUUGCGGUUUCUCGGUUUCUGAAUGCUACUUUAGUUGUUCCAGAGAUCCAACAAACAACUAGCAAGAAGGGAAUCAGCUCACAGUUCAAGAGUUUUGCCUACCUAUAUAAUGAGGAAACGUUUAUGGCGGCUUUAGCAAAAGAUGUUAAUAUUGUGAAAACCCUUCCUAAAAGCCUUAAAUCAGCGAGGAGAAAUAAGGAAAUCCCAGUGUUUAGAGUGCCGUAUGCAGCUUCACCGUAUUAUUAUUUGCACAAUGUGCUCCCUAUUUUGAUCAAGCAUUCUGUAGUUGAACUAGUUGUUUCUGCUGGUGGAUGCUUGCAGGCAAUUCUUCCACCGGAUCUUGAAGAGUAUCAAAGUCUUAGAUGUAGGGUUGCUUUUCAUGCCCUGAGGUUCCGACAGGAUGUUCAGGACCUAGCAACUAAUAUAUUGCAUAGAUUAAGGGCUCCUGGGAGACCAUUUAUUGCUUUUGAUCCCGGUAUGACAAGAGAUGCUUUAGCCUAUCACGGUUGUUCUGAACUCUUCCAGGAUGUGCAUGCUGAGCUCAUUCAGCACAGAAGAGCUUGGAUGAGAAAACGUGGGAUAAUAAAAGGGCAGCUUUCAGUAAAUUCUGCUAAGCAACGUCUCAAGGGUUCAUGCCCAUUGACGCCAGAAGAGGUUGGUAUUCUUCUUCGGGCAUAUGGAUACUCAUGGGAUACAAUAAUAUAUGUGUCUGGAGGUGAAGUUUUUGGAGGCCAGAGGACAUUGAUCCCACUUCACGGAUUGUUUGAAAAUGUUGUUGAUAGGACUUCCCUCAGCACAAGCUGGGAGCUGAGUAGAAUUUACGGUCGCGAGGCUAACCUCGAUGAAAGUUAUCCAAGGGCUCCUCCAUCUGCUCAGGUUGAAACAAAGCUUGAUGCUUGGAAAAACUCUGGUCCUCGUCCUCGUCCUCUCCCACCUCCUCCUGCUAGACCCAAGACUUAUAAUAUUGAAGGGUGGUGGGGUUGGGUUGCUGAGAGUGACAAUGAGCCUGAAAGUACAGUUGUAGAGUUGAGGACUAAUGCCCAUAAGUUACUAUGGGAAGCCAUAGACUAUACAGUUGCUGUUGAAGCUGAUGUUUUCAUUCCUGGAUUCGAUAGUGAUGGUAAGGGACAUCCAAAUUUUGCCAGUCUGGUUAUGGGACACAGAUUGUAUCAAUCUGCUGCAUCUAAAACAUACAGGCCAGACAGGAAAGAAGUUGUCAGGCUUUUGGAUCAAAUUCACGGCCACAUAUAUCAUGCAAACCAUUCCUGGUUAACAUCAAUACGAAGACAUAUGCGGAGCUCUUUAAUUGAUGGAUUGAUCGAAGCAUCAAAUAAGUCAAAAUCUUCAUCUUUACUUUCACAUCCAGUCCCUGAAUGUUCUUGCUUGAGGCCUAAUCCUAGUGAAACAUUGUCUAAUGCUUCAACCCCUUCAGUGCACUUGCAAGUUCACGCUGCUCUUGGUGUGGUACAUCGUUGUCCUGCUUGGAUGGACGGUGAAAAGAAUUUAAGCUCUAAUGAAAAGGACAACGAGGAGGAUAUUGAUGAAAAUGAUCCAUCAUCAUCUAGACUGUUUCUUCAGCAUGCAGGAAGUCAUGAUGCUGGAGGCGAAGAUAUAAACCUCAAAGAAGAAUCUCAAUUUGAGGAUCAAGAAGAAGAUGGUGGUGAUUGACAACAGGAGCUUUAUAUAUUUUGUUCAAGUUCCAAAAAUGCGGCACCAGCAUUGCAGUGUCAGUGUACAUAUUUUAGAGUGAGCAAGAGUGUCUUGAAUUCCAAGUCAAGAUGAAGAAGCAAGGUGCCUUACACCAGUUCUCAAACUCCGGUGAGUCGGGCCUCUAAUCGAAUCCAUCAGAAGUGAUAUUAAGCUCUUUUACACGGUGAUGUAUCAUAUAAUUGAAGCUUCGUCGGAAGGCAAUCGUGUUUUCUGCGAGUAAGCCUGCAAUCAAUUUUGACUAGUCUUACCUAGUUCUUGAUUUACAAACGUAAGUUUUUGUGGAUCUAUUUUGGGACAUUCCCAAAUGAUUAUGGGCAUUUUUCAUGCAUGACAUAACAUGAUUAAGAACAGAAUGAGAUAGGUGUUUUCCUUUAAUCCAUUACUAAAUAUCUAUCUAUUUAUUCCUUUUGUGAUGGAUGUUGGCUCUCAUUUCAUUUGAUAAUUCCUUGUAUGCUUGGGAAUUUUUGUUCUAAACAGGCUUAUGAAAAUUCCCGGCCUAGAAAAAAUAAGAAUAUGAAUACAGGCACCCUUUUGGAACCAAAUUUUCUUCUCCAAGAAUGUAAAAAUGUCCAUAAUAAAGCAUUGUGGCUCAAAAAGCAUGUUUCGAAUCAUCCCAAGCUAGAUUAAGGUGUGGAUUAUAAUAAAAUCCGAUAUAGAUUAAGUUGUUAAUGAUUGAUCAUUGAUGUGGCAUUUUUUUCUACACAUGCUAAUCAUUCCACAGCGGACUAAAUUAUAUCUGAAUAAAGAAAAUUCUCAGAACAGUUAUCAAUAAAAGUCGCUGUCACAGUGAAGUUUCCUUGGGCUUUCUCGGUCAAACAAAAGCCUUCACAACAGAGAAUUGAAGUUUCAGCGAUCUUGAAAGCCAAGCAUGGUAUGUGUAUUUUUGAACAGUUUUGUCAAACGCAUGGUUUCGCAGCAACUUGAGUCGACCACUAAGAAAGCAGUCAAAAAGGCCAUGUGGCUUCUAGUUCGUCAACCUUGAGCCAGACUUUUGUCUUCAAUAAUGGAAUUCCACAGUAAUAUUAGCUUGAUCUUCAAGCAAAUAUUUGGUUUAAGAACCCCCAAACAUGACAUAGUAAACCAUCUAGUCUCAAAUCAAUCAAGCAAGCAAAAACACCAGUUAAAUCUUCUCUGUCCAUUGGGAGUUUUUGUCAAAGACCAAGAUGAGCAAAUACAAGGAGGAGCUUUCGUGUGAAUCCUUUUUAAGAUUUCUGCUGUCCUUAUGCACCAAUUCAUUCUCAAAAACCGCACAACCAAGUGGCCCUGAAGCUGCCAUAGCUACUGCAACUAAACAUUUUAGUCAAAAAGUAACGUUUGGGUAGUUUUUAUAGCAUCUCUUCAAACAAGCAUUAAAUUGUAGGGGGGUCCUCUCCUGUCUCUGUAAGUGUAGCUAUAUUCCAUUUUCUAAUUAAGAGUAAGAGGCUUUCGUUGUAAAAUAGGUAUACUACAUAAACAAGUACCAUAUACGUACAUGUGGAUACCCAUCUUUCGGCUAAUCUAAGCCUGAGACUCCACUUCCCUAGGCUAACAAGUAGGUUUUUAUUCAACAAUAUUAAGGAGUUCUGUAAUGGUUGCCUGUAAUAAGAGUUGAACUAUAUAUUUUCUGUUUA
Gossypium raimondii (Peruvian cotton) is the source of this 3906-nucleotide messenger RNA. RefSeq lists its product as hypothetical. The record is from RefSeq and is a predicted model, not a curated record. The transcript has 10 exons. NCBI's taxonomy places the organism in Eukaryota, Viridiplantae, Streptophyta, Magnoliopsida, Malvales, Malvaceae. Gene Ontology annotation, cellular component: cytoplasm; trans-Golgi network; endosome. The coding region runs from base 224 to 2254 and encodes 676 amino acids.